CGGCGAGCGCGCUUACGUGAGGCCGGGGAUUCGCCGGCCCGCGUCAGGCCCCGGGCAGAGAAUGAAAGGACAAUCUGCUUCAUCUUGAUUCUGCAGCAUUCCAAACUGUGGUAUCCUUGGGGUUCUCUUAACAUUGCAAUGGUGCAGAAGAUUUAAAAUCAGCUGAUGUUCACAAGGAAUAGAGUCACGUGAUGUAUGAAGGGAAACAUAUACACUUCUCUGAGGUUGACAAUAAGCCCUUGUGCUCAUAUAGCCCCAAACUGUGCAAGCAGCGGCGACUCAACGGGUACGCUUUCUGUAUCAGACACGUUCUGGAGGACAAGACUGCCCCCUUCAAGCAAUGUGAAUAUGUGGCCAAGUAUAACAGCCAGCGCUGCACCAACCCCAUCCCCAAAUCAGAGGAUCGUAGGUACUGCAACAGCCACUUGCAGGUACUUGGCUUUAUCCCGAAAAAAGAGAGGAAGAAAAAGAAUGAUCCUAUAGAUGAGGUGAAGGUCAGGCACCAGAUGGAUACCAUGGCCUUUAGCCUGACGGUGCCCCCGUUGGCCUUGAAGAUGCCCAACGGGCUGGAUGGAAUGUCCCUCUCUCCACCUGGGGCCAGGGUCCCUCUCCACUACCUGGAAACCGAGUUGGAAGACCCAUUCGCUUUCAACGAGGAAGAUGAUGACCUAAAGAAAGGGGCAACUGUGAGAAAGAAGUUGCAGAGCAAGUUGGCCCAGAAUCGGCAGCGCCAGAGAGAGACGGAGAUUUUAAAAGUCCGACAAGAGCACUUUAGUCCCCCUCCUGCGCCUUCACAGCAGCAGGCCCCGCCGCAGCUCUCCCACCUGUCACCUUUAGCCUCGUCCUUGAAACCUCCAGCUCCACCGCCACCGCCACCGCAGGGUGUAGUCUGCAAGUCCCCUCCACCUCCGAGCACCAGCCUACCAAUGCAGGGAGUGGCCCCCACCACACACACUAUAGCACAAGCGAGGCAGUUGCCCCACAAGAGGCCGCUGCCCCUCCUGCCAUCCAGUAGGGCUCCAGCCACGGACCCGCCCAGGACUGACCGGGUCCUCAUGAAAGCCACAGCCUUCUCUCCACACUUCUCCUGUAUAAGUCGCCUGCACAGACUGGUGAAACUGUGCACCCAGAAACAUCAGUUGGACACUGAUCUGUUUCCCCAUUUAGGUUUGGACUGGUCCGAAGAGAGCGGGGAGGAGCUAGAGGACUCAGAGCAGGCCUCGCCAUACCAGGUGGCAUGGUCCAUCCGAGAAAUGCUCAGAUAUGAAAGACACACGUCAGACGACGAUGAUACGGAGAGUAGGAGCUCCAGGGUGACCCAACUUUGCACUUACUUUCAGCAGAAAUAUAAGCACCUCUGCCGCCUGGAGCGGGCAGAAUCUCGUCAAAAGAAAUGCCGGCACACGUUUAGGAAAGCUUUGCUGCAGGCGGCCAGUCGAGAACCAGAGUGUGCUGGUCAGUUGAUGCAGGAACUACAGAGAGCUGCCUGCAGCCGAAGCAGCAUAAGCCGGACCAAGUUGAGGGAGGCGGAGCCAGCAGCGUGCAGUGGAACCGUGAAGGGUGAACGGUGCCCUAACAAAGCCCUUCCAUUCACCAGACAUUGUUUCCAGCAUAUCCUCUUGAAUCGCUCUCAGCAGCUUUUCUCAAGUUGCACGGCCAAGUUUGCAGACGGACAGCAGUGCUCUGUGCCCGUGUUCGACAUUACACACCAGACCCCUCUGUGUGAAGAACAUGCCAAAAAAAUGGAUAAUUUCUUGAGAGGAGAUAGCUCCCGUAAAGUUCAGCACCAGCAGCAGAGGAAACCCAGGAAAAAAACCAAGCCUCCUGCACUUACCAAAAAACACAAGAAGAAGAGAAGGCGUGGACCUCGUCGACCCCAAAAACCCAUUCCCCCUGCAGUACCCCAAGGGAACCUCAGCAUGCCCACCAGCGUCUCACUGCCAGUGGAGGCUGCUCAGAUCCGGAGCCCGUCCACGCCGGAGCUGAGUGCUGAUGAGUUGCCGGAUGACAUUGCCAAUGAGAUCACUGACAUUCCACAUGACUUGGAAUUGAACCAGGAGGACUUUUCAGACGUCCUGCCACGGCUACCUGAUGACUUACAAGAUUUUGAUUUUUUUGAAGGAAAGAAUGGAGACCUCCUUCCAACUACCGAAGAGGCCGAGGAACUUGAACGGGCCUUGCAGGCUGUAACUUCUCUUGAGUGCCUGAGUACCAUUGGGGUACUUACCCAGUCAGAUGGUGUGCCAGUCCAGGAGUUGUCAGAUAGAGGAAUAGGGGUGUUCUCCACAGGUACUGGAGCUUCAGGAAUUCAGUCCUUGAGCCGAGAAGUUAACACGGACCUAGGGGAGCUAUUGAAUGGGCGCAUAGUACAUGAUAAUUUUUCUAGUCUAGAGCUGGAUGAGAACCUGCUCCGUUCUGCUACCUUGUCUAACCCACCUACACCCCUGGCAGGGCAGAUCCAGGGGCAGUUCUCUGCCCCAGCCAACGUUGGCCUUACUUCUGCCACUCUGAUCAGCCAGAGUGCACUUGGGGAGAGAGCCUUCCCAGGACAGUUUCAUGGACUACAUGAUGGCAGCCAUGCCUCCCAGAGGCCACAUCCUGCCCAGCUGCUGAGCAAGGCAGAUGACCUAAUCACCUCACGACAGCAAUACAGCAGUGAUCAUUCACACUCCUCGCCCCAUGGAAGCCAUUAUGAUAGUGAGCACGUGCCGUCUCCCUAUAGUGACCAUAUCACCUCUCCCCACACAACAUCUUAUUCUGGUGAUAAUAUGGCAGCUACCUUUUCAGCAGAGAUGCCCAUCAUGGCGCAGCACUUGCUCCCAACCCAACUCGAGGUGCCACUUGGAGGAGUCGUAAACCCCAGAACUCACUGGGGCAAUCUCCCUGUCAACCUUGGAGAUCCCUCUCCAUUUAGCAACCUUCUCGGCGCAGAUGGACAUCUUCUUUCCACUUCCCUAUCCACACCACCCACCACGUCGAACUCAGAGACCACACAGCCUGCCUUCGCCACCGUGACCCCCAGCAGCUCCAGUGUGCUUCCGGGGUUACCGCAGACCAGCUUCAGUGGCAUGGGGCCUUCUGCUGAACUCAUGGCCUCCACCUCUCCCAAGCAGCAGCUCCCUCAGUUCAGCGCAGCCUUCGGCCACCAGCUGAGUUCUCACAGUGGCAUUCCUAAGGACCUGCAGCCCAGCCACAGCUCGAUAGCCCCUCCUACAGGCUUCACAGUAACAGGUGCCACAGCUACAAGUACCAAUAAUGCAUCUUCUCCCUUUACCUCCCCUAACUGAGCGUGUCUGUGUGUUUGCAGGCAGGUGGGGAACCUGGUGUUUUCUAUCUUUGUUUCCUGUUUAGCAUCCCUUUCCCCCUUUUCCUAAAGAUUUUAAAAAUAACAGAUGGGGACUAAAGGGGAACUCCCUUUCCCGGUUCAGCAAGCAAGCCUGCGGCGGACCUUGCUUCAGUGUUCACGCGUGCUCCUUCGCACUGGUGCUCAUUCCCUCCUGGCGGGUUCUCUCUACCCCGAUGGUUUCCUUAGUGGCUCAGCACAGUGACUGGCUAGAGUUGAUUUUUAGCAGCAAGUCCUAGAAGUGGAAGAUACCUCAGAUUACCAGUGCCCUUUACUAUUUCCUAGUGUUCAGAUCAAUGCUUUCCAUUCUAUGACCAGGUCUUUAUGGAGGUGGUUCUAGAUAGAAUGGUCCUAUUCAUUGAGUUCCUGUGUAAGUGGUAGCAGGUGGUGCAUAGCGGGCAGAUCGAGGCUCUGCCUUAGCACCAACUGCUAGACACCACAUGAGGCCAGGAUUCCAUCCCUAAUUGUGAUCAUGUUCAAUUAAAAAGAAAAAAAUUAGUCUUUUGACCGCCUUUGUGUAUGUGUACUCCCAUGUGUGUGUGUUUGUGCAGGGCAGGAAGCAGCUGUCCCGUUGUUGUUGUUGUUGUUGUUGUUGUUUUACUAUUUUUUUUCUCCUAACUAGUUUAAGGCUCUGACUUCUCCUUUCCCACAUCUCAGAACCCUCAUCAGGUUGGUCAUUCUUUCCCCCUGAAUUAGCGAAGUCUCCCGCGCACAGAGGGUGGUGGGCUGAUGAUGCGAAUUGCACAAGCCCGUUUUGCUCGGUGAUCCAAGAACGCAGAAAGCCGAAUUCACGUCAGGGCCAUGGGGACGCCACAGAAAGCUUGCGUGGAGUGACUGCAGGGUUCCUGAGAUUCUGAGGUCCAGUGGUUACUUUGCCUUUUUAGACGUGCAUUUUGUUUCUGCAUCCCUCUCAUGGAAUACGUUCACGAGAUGUAAUUAUAAAAAGACCAUAUUUUGAUGUGAAAAGCAGGAUAGGUCAGCUAGAUUUGGAAAGAUGGGAUCUCUGAACUCCUUGAUCCGUCUUUUACUUUUGACUUUUCCAUGUUUACAGUAGUGAUUCUUCGGUAAGAUUUGUAAAAUGUUGAAGACACUUGUAGAAUCAAUGUACCAGUUGUGAAGUGAUAUGUAAUAUCUGAAGGAUACACAUUUUAAAGUUUCUUUCAAAGCAGAAUAUGGAAAUUAGACAUAAAUUGUACCCACCCUUUGGUACUUUUAAAAUAAUUGAAGUACUUAGGUUUAAGUUUGGGGAAAUUUUUUUUUUUAAAGUACCAGGAUUUUAGGGUUAAAAAUCAUAUUGGGUAGUUUAGUGAGUUGGUGACUAUGAAAUAAAUCUAUGAGGUUUCUUUUUACCUGCCUUCUCCCCGGCCCCCUCCCCAAGGGUGGAACUAGAUUCUAAAGGCAUCUGUGCUCUGCUUUUGCUGAGAAGUUUCACUGUCCCCUGAGAUACCAUUGGCUAUUUAUACCUGAGUCUAGUCUAAUUUACAUAUAUAUAUUUUAAAAGAUGAGUAGAAAGAACAUAUCUAUUAAUGAUGUGAUAUAAUUCAUUUGUCAGGGAAUAUUUGAUCUUAAUUCCUUUUCAAUAGGUAAAGAUUUGGAUGUAUUUUCCUACUUCCUAUAUGUAUUCUCUUUAUGCCAUGCUAAUUCUAACCAGUCCCUUCUUUUGAAAGCUUUUCUUUCUCUGCUUUUUAAAGGAAUGAUGGUGAUCAGCAGGCAUUAUGCAGAUACACGUGCCUGAGAUUAUGGAGGGGAAAUGUCACAUGACUGUAUGAAAUCAUUAUAUGCCCUAUUUUGUAUUUAUUGAAGUUUUCUUUUUGUGGGCC
This is a messenger RNA of Callorhinus ursinus (northern fur seal), 5163 nucleotides long. It is a transcript of the gene INO80D, whose product is annotated as INO80 complex subunit D. Gene Ontology annotation, cellular component: nucleus. Lineage: Eukaryota; Metazoa; Chordata; Mammalia; Carnivora; Otariidae. The record is from RefSeq and is a predicted model, not a curated record.